This is a messenger RNA of Megalops cyprinoides (Indo-Pacific tarpon), 1233 nucleotides long. It is a transcript of the gene ccnp, whose product is annotated as cyclin P. The transcript is spliced from 10 exons. Gene Ontology annotation, biological process: mitotic cell cycle phase transition; regulation of cyclin-dependent protein serine/threonine kinase activity. Gene Ontology annotation, cellular component: nucleus; cyclin-dependent protein kinase holoenzyme complex; cytoplasm. Gene Ontology annotation, molecular function: cyclin-dependent protein serine/threonine kinase regulator activity. Lineage: Eukaryota; Metazoa; Chordata; Actinopteri; Elopiformes; Megalopidae. The record is from RefSeq and is a predicted model, not a curated record. The coding region runs from base 1 to 1233 and encodes 410 amino acids.
AUGGCCCAAACCGGUUUCUGCGAUUCCAGGCCAUUGUUGGACCUACACAAGAAGACGGAGGAGAGGCGUGCUCCCCUGCGGACCAGGGCCAAUGCCUGCGUCCCCAAGGAGCGGCGGCUGCUGGCCGACGCCGAGGAGCCCAGGGGGGGCCACUGCACGGCCAGGCCGGAGCACAGAUGGGUAAGGAAGCUGCCAGCGUCUGAAGACGGGGUCAUCGAGGACUACGCGGAGCAGAACGGCUCUGCACGGACAGGUGGGCGUGAGGAGGAGGCCCUGCUGCUGCGCCUGCACGGGCUGCACGGCCUGACGCGGCUGGGCACGGCGGUUCCCGGGCUCCUGAUGAGGGAGCUGGAGGCGGCCAUGUGCACGCUGGGCCUCAUCUACGACAAGACCUACGCGUGGGACAUCUUCUCAGGCAUGAUGAGGUGUCAAUCACACUACACCUUCCCAAAUGCAGAGCUGCCACGCCCCUUCACCGAUGCCACCCGAGCUAUCCUGGUGGACUGGGUGACCCAGGUCCAUAAAGUGUUCAACUUCUCAGAGGAGACUCUGUACCUGGCCGUGCACCUGCUGAACCGUGCUCUGCGCCAGAUCAAGGUGCAGACGUCCAACCUGCAGCUGCUGAGCGCCGUCUGCCUCUUCCUGGCUGGCAAGAAGGAGGAGUGUGUGCUGCCGGAGAUUUCGGAGCUCUGCUUCCUGAUGGAUAACUGCUACAGCAAGCGCAAGCUGCUACACAUGGAGCAGCGCGUCCUGUGCGACCUCAACUUUGACAUCUCCUACUGUCCGCCCCUGCACUUCCUGCUGCUCACCGCCCGCAUCGCCCGCUGUAGCGAUAAGGUGGUGUGGAUGGCCCGCUACCUGCUGGAGCUGUCGCUGCUGGAGGGCCAGUGCGUCGUGUUCCAGCCCGCGCAGCUGGCCUGCGCUGCCCUCUGCCUGGCGCGCAAGGUACUGCAGGAGCCAGCCACUCCCGAGGGAGAGGCAGCGUGGCGCCUGGCCACCAGUCUCCACGUCUGCAGUGAAGCCACCCUCCAGCGGAUCAUGCACAUUCUGGCUGUUGCCGCGUCCAGGGCGGCGGGCCGGGAGACCCGCGCCUCCUUCGUCAAGUUCGCCACCGUCGAGACCCUGCAGGUCAGCACCCACCACGCCCUGCACAGCGCCCCCUGCCUGCUGGGGCUGUCGGGACUGCAGGGCCGAGGCCAGAAGCGCGAAGGCGGUGACGUUCGCCAGCCUUGA